Molecule: messenger RNA, 10003 nt
Organism: Cheilinus undulatus (humphead wrasse)
Lineage: Eukaryota; Metazoa; Chordata; Actinopteri; Labriformes; Labridae
Gene: cita
Product: citron rho-interacting serine/threonine kinase a
Exons: 50
Coding region: 99-6539 (2146 amino acids)
Biological process (GO): peptidyl-threonine phosphorylation; actomyosin structure organization; mitotic cytokinesis
Cellular component (GO): cytoplasm; cytoskeleton
Molecular function (GO): ATP binding; protein serine/threonine kinase activity
Source: RefSeq, a predicted model, not a curated record
GUUGAUAAGGAGGAAAACAGUGUGCUCUUUAGCAUGUCAAUGUUACCAAGAAUAUAAACAAUGUUUUUGGCAACCUUCGUGGCAGUUUGAUUGACACAAUGCUGAAGUUUAAAUACGUGAGUCAAGGAAGCCUGAAGUCGCAGCCUUCCUCCUCGGACCCCAUCACCAUCCGCAGCUCGCGACUCAAUCAUUUGUUUCAGGGUAGAGUGGGCCUGAGUGGGCGGCAGGGAGGAUGGACUCUAGGUCGGGAAGAGUUUUUGGAGGCUCUGCUACUGCUGUACCAAGAGUGCAGCUCCCCGGAGCUCAUGAAGAUACAUCACGUGGCAAACUUUGUCAAUAAGUUUUCUGAGGUGGUCUCUGAGCUGCGGUCCCUGCAGCCCCUGCCUCAUGAUUUUGAAGUACGUGCAGUGGUGGGUCGUGGUCGCUUUGCCGAAGUCAAAGUUGUUCGGGAGAAUGCGACUGGGGAUGUUUGUGCCCUGAAAGUUAUGGAGAAGACUGUCUUACGUGCUAAAGAAAAUAUGGUUUUCCAUGAAGAGGAGCGCAGCAUCCUGGCUCUGAACAGCAGUCCCUGGAUCCCUGAGCUUCUCUAUGCCUUCCAGGAUAAAGAACAUGUCUACCUGGCAAUGGAGUACCUGCCAGGCGGCGACCUAAUGUCCCUGAUGAACCGAUAUGAGGAUCAGUUCGACGAGUCUAUGGCUCAGUUUUAUCUGGGCGAAUUGGUGGAGGCCAUUCAUGCUGUUCACCUGCUGGGCUACGUCCACAGAGAUGUCAAACCAGAGAACGUUCUCAUCGAUCGGACGGGUCACAUUAAGCUGGCAGACUUCGGAUCAGCUGCCAGGCUGACUGCUAACAAAACAGUUGCAGCGCCCACACUGCCUGUUGGGACUCAGGACUUCUUGUCGCCUGAGGUGCUGGCAGCUAUGAACGGGGGCUGUAACAGCUCCUAUGGGGUUGAGUGUGACUGGUGGUCUCUGGGGGUCAUAGCCUAUGAGAUGAUUUAUGCCAGAUCGCCUUUUUCUGGUGGCACUUCUACGAAGACAAUCCACAACAUCCUCAACUUUCAGCGCUUCCUUAAGUUCCCGGAGGAGCCUCGAGCCAGUAAACAGUUUGUAGACCUGCUGCAGAGAUUGUUGUGUGGAGCCAAAGAGCGGCUGGGUUUCCAGGGACUCCGCUGUCACUCUUUCUUCUCCAGCGUCGACUGGAACAACUUAAGACAAGUUCUCCCGCCUUUUGUUCCUGCGUUGCACGCUGAAGAUGACACCUCUAAUUUUGAGGAGCCGGAGCAGGCAGCCCCCCGGCCAGCCUCAGCAGCCCAGCGAGGAGCUCUUCCAGUGGGCUUCCAGGGCCAGGAUCUGCCCUUUUUAGGGUGGUUCUUCAGCAGAACGUUGACGACGUUGGCCAAAACUGAGGGGGUAUCAGCAGGCCUCAACUCUCCUGCAAAGACCAACUCCAUGGAAAAGAAAUUGCACCUUAAAAGCAGAGAACUACAAGAAACUCAAGACAAAUGUCACAAGAUGGAGCAGGAGAUCUCCAGGUUUCAGCGUAAAAUGACUGACCUGGAGUCAGUUCUCCACCAGAAGGAUGUGGAACUGAAGGCAUCCGAGACUCAGAGGAGCAUUCUGGAGCAGGACCUCGCCACCUACAUUACAGAGUGUAGUAGCCUGAAGAGGAGCUUGGAGGAGGCACGUGUGGAGGUCUCCAGAGAGGAUGACAAGGCUAUGCAGCUGCUGCACGACAUCCGCGAACAGAGCAACAAGCUGCAGGAAAUUAAAGAGCAAGAGUACCAUGCCCAGCUGGAGGAGAUGCAGGUGACCAUCAGGCAGUUGGAGGAGGACCUGUCAGCUGCUCGCCGCCGUAGCGAUCUCUACGAAUCUGAACUGAGAGAUUCAAGGCAAACAAGUGAGGAACUCAAGAGGAAAGCUGUAGAAUACCAGCAGAGAAUCCAGAAGGCUAAAGAGCAGGGCAAAGCUGAGGUGGAGGAGCUUCUUUCCAAACUAGAGAAGACCAACUCUGAGCAGCAGGCAAAGAUCCAGGAGCUGCAAGAAAAACUUUCCAAGGCAGUGAAAGCCAGCACAGAAGCCACUGAGUUGCUGCAAAAUGUUCGACAGGCAAAAGAGCGACUGGAAAGGGACCUUGAGCGUCUGCGAGGCAAAACAGACUCUAGUGACACUUUAAAACGCCGCCUGAGGGAGACAGAGGAGGGCAGGAAAACCCUGGAGAACCAGGUAAAAAGGCUGGAGAUGGUCGAGCGGCGAGAGAAUAAGCUGAAAGAUGACAUUCAGACCAAAUCCCAGCAGAUCCAGCAGAUGGCUGAGAAGAUCCUGGAGCUUGAGGAGAACCUGAGGGAUGCCCAGUCAACUGCUCAGAGGAUGGAAACUCAGCUGACUCAGAAGGAGAGGCUUUAUGAAGACAAGAUUAAGGUUCUGGAGGCCCAGAUGAAGACUGACCUGGCUGAGAAGGAGAGCCUGGAGGCCAGAAGAGCCCAGCAGGAGGAGGAGUCUAGAGAGAACUGCAAACUCAUCAGCGAACAGAAAGCAACCAUUAAUGCUAUGGACUCCAAGAUGAAGAACCUUGAGCAGCGUAUCGCUGAGCUGUCAGAGGCUAACAAGCUGGCCGCCAACAGCAGCAUCUACACCCAGAAGAAUAUGAAAGCCCAGGAGGAAAUGAUAUCAGAGCUUCGGCAGCAGAAGUUCUAUUUGGAGUCUCAGGCUGGAAAGCUGGAGGCUCAAAAUGCCAAACUGGAGGAGCACCUGGAGAAAAUGAGUCAGCAGGAGCAGACCAAGAGGACCCGUCUGCUGGAGCUGGAGAGCAGGCUGCGAGAGAUGGGCCUAGAACACGAAGAGGAGAAGCUGGAGAUCAAGAGACAGGUGUCAGAGUUGACCCUCUCCCUGCAGGAGCGCGAGUCCCAGAUUAGCAGCCUGCAGGCAGCACGUCUCGCCCUGGAGAGCCAGCUGCAGCAAGCAAAGACGGAGCUGGAGGAGACCACUGCUGAGGCUGAGGAGGAGAUCACCGCCCUCAGGAAUCACAGAGAUGAAAUUCAGCGCAAGUUUGAUGCCUUGAGAGACAGCUGCUCAGUGAUCACUGACCUGGAGGAGCAGCUCACACAGCUGAGUCAGGAGAAUGCUGAGUUGAACCGCCAGAACUUUUACCUGUCAAAACAGCUAGAUGAAGCAUCAGAUGAGAGGGAGAACCAGCUGCAGCUCAGCCAGGAAGUGGACAGGCUGCGGAGGGAAGUUGCUGACCGUGAGAUGCACCUAAACAAUCAGAAACAGAACAUUGAGACGCUGAAGACCACAUGCAGCAUGCUGGAGGAGCAGGUGGUGGAGCUGGAGUCCCUGAACGACGAGCUGCUGGAGAAGGAAAGGCAGUGGGAGGCUUGGAGAGGAGCCUUGGAGGAUGAAAAAAGCCAAGCUGAGAGACGUGCCAGAGACUUGCAGAGAAUACUGGACAAUGAGAAGCAGAACAGGUUGCGUGCAGAUCAGCGUAGCACUGAAUCUCGCCAGGCUGUGGAACUGGCAGUCAAAGAGCACAAGGCUGAGAUAUUGGCCUUACAGCAGGCACUGAAGGAGCAGAGGCUGAAGGCUGAAAGUCUCUCUGAUACUCUUAAUGAUUUAGAGAAGAAGCACGCCAUGCUUGAAAUGAAUGCUCGCAGUUUACAGCAGAAACUGGAGACGGAGAGAGAGCUAAAACAGAGGCUGAUGGAAGAGCAAGGGAAGCUGCAGCAGCAGAUGGACCUCCAGAAGAGCCACAUAUUCCGCCUGACCCAAGGCCUGCAGGAUGCCCUGGACCAGACUGACAUGCUCAAGACUGAGCGGACUGAUCUGGAGUACCAGCUGGAGAACAUACAGGCUGUAUACUCCCAUGAGAAGGUGAAGAUGGAGGGGACAAUCUCCCAGCAGACUAAACUCAUUGACUUCCUUCAGGCCAAAAUGGACCAGCCCACCAAGAAAAAGAAGCAGGGUAUAUUUGGACGGCGUCGAGAAGAUGUAGGCACUACAACAAAUGGUGCACUGGCUCCACAGGCCCAGCCGGCUGUUCCCAUGCAGUAUGGUGACAUGAAACUGGCUCUGGAGAAGGAGCGCUCCAGGUGUGCAGAGCUGGAGGAAGCUCUGCAGAAGAUGAGGAUAGAGCUAAGAUCCCUCAGAGAAGAAGCAGCUCAUUUUAAAGCCCAGGAACAUGUGGCUCCUUCCACGCCGGCCCAGGCUCGACAUCAAAUCCUCAUGUCGGCUAUUGUAAAAUCCCCCGAACAUCAACCCAACCCCAGCAGCCUGCUCAACCCCUCCACCCGCUGCAAGGAGACUUCCACCCCUGAGGAAAAGAGGAGGGUCACCUUUGAAAAGUUUGGUCGUCGUGUAAAGGAGAGAAUGCACCACAACAUCCCUCAUCGCUUCACUGUGGGCCUCAACAUGAGGGCUGCCAAGUGUGCAGUCUGCCUGGACACUGUGCAUUUUGGACGACAGGCUGCCACUUGUCUAGAGUGUCGCACCCUGUGUCACCCUAAAUGCUCGCCGUGUCUACCAGCCACUUGUGGACUUCCUGCCGAGUAUGCCACUCACUUCUCAGAGGCUCUGUGCCGAGAGAAAGCAAACUCUCCAGCACUGCAGGUGAAAGAGGCCAGUGGGCAUGUCCGCCUGGAGGGAUGGAUGAAGCAGCCGAGGAAUGGAAAACGUGGUCAGCAAGGUUGGGAGAGGAAAUAUGUGGUGCUUGAUGGAACCAAAGUAUCGAUCUAUGAUACUGAGCCCAGAGAAGACUGUGUAAAAGCUGAGGAUGAGUUCGAGCUCUGUCUGCCUGAUGGAGAGGUGACUGUUCACGGAGCUGUUGGGGCCUCUGAGCUCAUCAACACCGCCAAGUCAGACAUCCCGUAUGUGCUGAAGCUGGAGUCACAUCCCCACACCACCUGCUGGCCGGGCCAGUCCCUCUACUUCAUGGCUCCAAGCUUCCCUGACAAGCAGCGCUGGGUGGCUGUGCUGGAGUCUGUGGUGGCCGGCAGCCGUGGAUCCAGAGACAAAGUGGAUGCUGAUGCUGCAGGUGUUUCUAAAAGACAGAAGAACCUUUCCCCUCUGGUUCAGAAACUUCUGGGCAAUUCUCUGCUGAAGCUGGAGGGUGACGACCGUCUGGACAUCAACUGUACUCUGCCUCUCACUGACCAGAUUGUGUUAGUCGGCUCAGAGGAGGGCCUGUACGCUCUAAAUGUCAUAAAGAACUCUUUGACACACAUCCCAGGCCUGACCUCCGUCUUUCAGAUCCAGAUCCUGAAAGACCUGGAUAAGCUGCUGAUGAUCACUGGAGAGGACAGGGCCUUGUGUCUGGUGGAAAUCAAGAAGGUCAAACAGUCUCUGUCGCAGUCCCACCUUCCUGCUCCUCCUGACCUCAACCCUUUCAUCUUUGAGACAGUGAAGGGAUGCCACCUCUUCUCCUCGGGAAAGAUUGAUAAUGGCAUCUGUAUUUGUGCCGCUAUGCCUAACAAGAUUACAAUCCUGCGACAUAAUGAAAGCCUGAACAAGUUCUGCAUAAGAAAGGAGAUCGAGACAUCAGAGCCCUGCAGCUGUAUUCACUUCACUGGCUACAGUAUUAUCAUCGGCACCAACAAGUUCUAUGAGAUCGAGAUGAAGCAGUAUGUGCUGGAAGAGUUCCUGGAUAAAAACGACGUGACGCUAGCUUCAGCUGUCUUUGCCGCAUCCUCCCACAGUUUCCCCAUCUCCAUCAUCCAGGUCACCACGGCUCCACAGAAAGACGAGUACCUGCUCUGUUUCCAUGAGUUUGGUGUAUUUGUGGACGCGUACGGACGCAGGAGCAGAAGUGAUGACAUCAAAUGGAGCCGCCUGCCUCUGUCAUUUGCCUACAGAGAACCUUACCUGUUUGUGACCUAUUUCAACUCUUUGGAUGUUAUUGAAAUCCUAGGACAUGCUGCACUGGGGCCCCACUCAUAUGCACACCUGGAUAUUCCCAACCCACGCUACCUUGGCCCAGCCAUCUCCUCAGGGGCCAUCUACUUGGCCUCCUCCUACCAAAACAAACUGAGGGUCAUUUGCUGCAAAGGAAACCUGGUCCAGAGCCAAGAAGGCGUGGGAGACCUGCAGCGGAACGGCUCAGGACGCAGCCCAUCUAUAUUCCUCGGUUCUCCCAGUCCAAACAAGCGUGGGCCUCCUUCCUACAACGAACACAUCUCUAAAAGGCUGGCAGCCAAUCCGAUGGCUCACGGAGACCCCGGCACACCUCACCGCUACAGAGAAGCUCGCACUGAAUUUAGACGGGACAAAUCCCCGAGCCGUCCACUGGAGAGAGAGAAGUCUCCUGGCAGGAUGCUGGAGAGUCGUAUAGUGGGGUCUCCAGGGAGGGCCAUGGCUGACCCUCGGUUAGAGCGCUCCCCAGGAAGGGCCAUGGCAGAUCCUCGAAUGGACCGCUCUCCUGGCCGUAUGAUGGAGGUUCAUAGAGAAAGGUCCCCCGGACGUUAUGAAGAGCGCCAAAGACUUCAUACUGGUUCUGGUCGAACACCCAUAAACCCCGUCAACAAGGUUUGGGAUCAAUCAUCUGUUUGAGAGUCGGCAGAGCCACAUCUUUAGAAAAAAGGGAAACGGUGGAGCAGAAAAUCCAGUGAGAAAGUCACCAACUCAUGAUGAAACACUGCCACACAACAGCUUUGUCUGACGAACCCCCACAGAAAAGAAACUGUAGCAGUCACAACUGAGAGAGAAAUAAAUUGAUGUCAUCAGAGUCAGGUUAUUUUUCUCAAUGAAGUGACCCAAGUCAAUAAAGGUCAACAAACAAAAUGCCAUAUUUAAAAACUUCCUGAGCAGGGUUUUUGCCAUGUAUUUGAUGAUGUAGAGGGGGUAAGAUUUGAUUUAUUUUCCAAAACAAAAUAUGGGAGUUGAGUUCUUGACUUUAGGCCGUCCUUAGUGGGUUUCGCUAUUUUUAUGAUCCUUCAGACAGUAGUGACUAUGAUAGAAAAGCACAACCGUAGCAACUUUAUCCUACAAGUUGAUGCCUAAAUCUGUAAAAAAGAAAAUCAGUCACUAGUGAAAUGGCAGGUUCCCUCGAUAUAACAUAACAGAACAGGCUCCUUUCCACACUCAGUCCACAGUAGCUUCAGAUCAGGGGCAGGAGCGGUCUAUACAUCUAAAGCAUUUUUUGUCUCCAGCCCUGUGCCGACAUGUAAACACACAAUCAUUACCAGCUGAUAACAAUCAUUCUCUGCUGCAAUCUCAGUCUGUGGUUAGUUAGUGACCCCACCUGGCUGGAGCACAAAGGAAUUUGGAUAAAACUCAAGUGUGUAAGCCCUCCCUGCCCUGUUAGAACCACACAUUCAAUGAUUGUCUACCCUAGGAUAGGUCGACACUAAAAACAUACUGCACUACCCACAAUCCUCAGCAGGACUUUCUAAUCCUUCAGAAAGUUAUCUGACUGUAAAUAGACAAGACAUAAUUUUAUAUAUAUUGAGAAGGAAUUUCAAGGCUGGAUAAGCCGUGUCUAUUUUUGUUAAAGAAAAAAAAGUGAUUAAGUGUCCUCUUGAAUGUCCGAUAAAUAUUCUUUUAACACAUUCUUUAUCAAGUGAGUGAUUGUAUCUGGAUCCAACUCGUGUAUGCACUUCAUCAGUCCAAGGCGAAACCUCAGUGCUGAACUAUACGACAGGAGAAAAAAACAUCAUGUUUUAAGGUUCCACACAGUAAUUGAGCAUUUCUUUUUUGUACCAUGUCCCUUAUAUUGUAUAUACCCAAAAAUUGUGCAAGGUGAAGAUGAAAAUAAUCUUUGUUUUUAUUCCUGAUUCGUAAAUGGCAUGGAUAUGUAUAUCUGAAAUGAAAUGGAGUGUUGUCUUCUGCUUCAGCCUCAUUUGGGUUUUAUUUUGAUUCCACCAUCUAACAGCGAAGCACGUGAAUAACAUCUCCUUUCUUUUAACUCUUACCAGUUUGCACAGUGAGUUCAUAUGAUCAUGUUCACACUCCCUCUUUUACCAAGGCACACUUGGCAUGUUAAACGGCCGGUCCAAGUUACUAAGAUCAGUACAAAUAUAUUUUAACUUCCACUGUCAUUAUGCCUAAAUCUGACAAAGUGGAUCCUCUUCCUAUAUAUCAUAAUCUGAUCCAUAGAAACAACAUUUUAGGGAAAUACUUUAUAAAAACUACACACUAUUUGGUACAAAGAGUUUUUAAACUUUAACUUAUCAUCUGUAAAUCAUGAUUUUUCAAAUUUAUUUUAAACACGAUUAAAAUUGUUUUAUUAAUGUAUUAUGCAUUCCUCACUCAUAGAUCCUAAAGUAUUAUGAAUUUAAUUAUGUCAUUUGUAAACACAGGUAGAAAUGCUUUACUGAUGCAUUAGUAGCUUUUCAAAGCCGAUAAACUGACCAGACUAUAUAUCUGUCAUUAGCAGAUCCUUUGUGCAAAGCUUGAAGCUAAAACCUUUGUUCCUGGUCGGAGAAAGAUCAGAACAAUCAGCGCAAUCAAGAAGAACAAGGCAACAGUGAUGAGCUAGCUUUAGAUGUACUGCAAGCCAGUAAACAAUUAUGACUGGGUGUAGCUAAAGUGCGCAGUUGUCAAUCACACAACCUUUCUUUACAUAAGAGUUUUGAAGUAGUGGAAAUACAUUUUUUGAAUGACUCAAGUUAAGAUAUAUAAUUUACAUGUUCAAUUUAGCCUUUCACUUCUUUUAAUUUUGAACAAUCAUGCCACAUAAAGUAAGCUAAUUUGAUUAACUAGAAGUAAAAAAGACUGAAAAGUGCACUUUGACCCAAAAAGUGCGCAUCCACAGACUUCAGUACAUCAUCCCUGCGAUGUUAAAAUUGGCUCCCACAAGAGGGAUGCCUCUAACUGCGUAGGUAGCUUCAUUCAUGGUGCAAAAGUGUCCAAUGCUCAAAGGCAAUCUGGGAAAACUCUGUAGAUUAAGGGAUGAUUGUCAAAUUAUUUGUGUUGACAGAGAAUAAGUAUAGAAAUCUUAUAACCAUCUCUUACUUACUUAAAACUAAAAAUGUGAACUAUGGAGGCUAAAAAAUAGAGCUGAAAUAGCUAUUUUGGAUUUUUAAGUUACACAACUAUUUGUUUUUCUGUUUGGUCUGACAGUGAAAAUUUAUUUGAUUUUAAUAGUUAUUUUUGAGUAUAUGCUUGUUGUGUAUGUUAUGAUAAAUGUCACUAUACCGUAUCAAAUUUCUGUUUCCUCUAUCAGUUGACAUUUUGUCAACAGUGCACUAAAUCAUAUGUUUGAGUCCUGUCUGAUGUACUGAGAAAUCUCACAUGCCUUUCAUUUUGACCAUUUGCUGCACAAAAAAAUGGUAUUGAUUUUCUCUGCUCAUUUCUUAAAAAGUUUUAAAUUAGAUUAUCCAAAGUAUGUGGAAACCCUGAUCAAAAGGAGAGCAAAGAACCAAACUUAUAGCUUUUCUUGGCAGAGAAGACGUUCUGGCUCAGCUUCCUGUCUAAGUCAUGUGGUUUAAUCACCGGGGCUGCACAUGCCCACUACACUAUGUUUUGUCAGUUUUAUUUGCCCUUAAUGAAUGUGACAGAUAGAACAUUCAUGCAGUCAACCUCCAAAAUAUUUCUGAAAGAUUUCAUUAAUUGAUGAGUCAAGUGUUAACUCAUGCUUCAUUGAUACUAAAAGUGUGUAGUUCUUCUAAAGUGUUAUCUAUUCUAAUGUUUUUAUCAGGUUGUCAUCUUUUAACAUGCCCAGUAUGUCUCCCAACAGAGCUACACUCAGUAGAAAGAACUUUCCUCUCCCAGUUGGGUUAACUUUGGACAUACAUAUAUAUCUUCAUGAAUGUAUUAAAGCAAAGAAGAUAGAACGGAUUCAUCGGUCAACAGAAAGCACCGAGUGCUAUAGAUUGCACAAGUUUUCAACUGCUAUACAAAAGGGUUUCUCAUCCUUGAAUUUUAUUUUUGUAUUCUUUUUAUCUUGCAUUUCUUUUCACAUGAUCCUGAAUCAUAAUGCUGUACGCUGGAUAUGAUAUUGAUGUCUGCUAACAAAUGUUUUAUUAGCGUUCCCUGUAGAGAUUUUGUCACAGAAUAUUAAAUAUUAUAAUCAU